AUGACCCAAGUCCUGAAACAGAAGGACUCUGAACUGACCAACUUCAAGGUCGCGGCUGGCACGCUCGAUGCCAGCGCGAAGAUUUACGCCGUGCGCGUGGAUGCGGUCCAUGCGGAUACGUACAAAGUUCUCGGAGGCUUGGGCAAGGACUUGGCACCUACGAAAAACGUGGACAGCCCAAAAGGAGAAGACAAUCCAGCUCCUGAGGCUGUCGGGAAAGUUCAGACAAAGAAAAAAACCUCCUUCAAAACCAUCGAGCAGAACCUGAAUAACAUCAACGUGUCGGAGGCUAACCGCCGGUGUGAGAUUGAUCCCAUGUUCCAGAAAACAGUCGCGUCUUUUGAUGAGUGCAGCACAGCUGGCAUUUUCCUCACCACGCUGCAUACCCAAAGCUGCCACAGCGAGCUCCUUUUUGACUCCAAGAUCGUGCCUCUCCCUUCUUCAGAGACACUCGCGCUGCCGAACUCUGAUCCUGUGGAAGUGAUGGAUUUAAAGCCCCUGUUAGCGCAGUGCAUUGAAAAACGCCCCAUCUGCUCUUCGCUGGCUGGUUUCCAGUUUACAGAGUGGGAUGCCGAAUCCCACGGUGAGUCAGUGUCAGCCCUGUUGGACAAAUUUAAGAAGAGCGACCAAGUGUUUGACAUCGACGCGGAGAUCGACAGCGAUGGGGAAGACUGUGUUCCCACCCUGCCCGAUGACGACUUCCAUUGUGACUCUCCCGGGAAUACAGCAGCAGACAAGAUUGGGGAAUUCACAGAAAACCUCACCUCCUUCGGAACAGUCCACCAGAGCGAGAGAAUCGACGAGGUUCCUCUCGGAGAGGGAGACAUCGGGACCUUGUGCCUUCACCUCUCCAUGAAACCGGGCGAAUACUCCUACUUCAGUCCCCGCACUCUGUCAAUGUGGGCUGGCCCGGAGCACUGGCGUUUCAGACCUCGACACAAAUCAGAAGCUGACUCUGGAAAAGAGACCAAGAAAAGGAAUGCAAAGAAAGCGUUUGAAGUGAACUUUGAUGAGGAUGUUGACUUUGAGGUGCAUUUCCGUAAGACCAAGGCAUCUGUAACUCUAGCCAAAUCCAUUCUGGAAAGCCAGAAUGUGAAGAGCACCACACUUCCCACAGACUUCAACUAUGACCCUGCCAACAUUCUCCAGCUGUUCCUCAAACCAGCUGUCAAGUUCUACAGGACGUCUGAGCCACGCAGCUCCUUGGAUCACGAAGAUGAGAUCGGCGAGUACGAUUACAACAACCCCAACGACACCUCCAAUUUCUGCCCUGCGCUGCAGGCUGCCGACAGCGAUGACGACAACGACCCCGUUCAACUCGUGGGCCAGACAGGGGAGUUCAACCUUACCGCCCACCCUGAGGGUCGAGACCCCGAGCUCCACGGGGUCAUCGAUGAUGUCAAUAUCACAACGUAUGGCGAGCUGAACCUCAUUGCUGAGCCCCAGAAGGUCAAUAAGAUCGUGAUUCAGUAUGCAAAGACAGCCAAGAAAAUGGACAUGAAGAGGUUGAAGAAAAACAUGUGGGACCUCUUGACUGAUGAUGGACAGAAGAAAGAAACAGUGGCAGAGAUGGAAGAUGCAGAGAAAGCGGAGGACACUUCAGUGGUAGCAGGAGAGAAGGUCUUCAGCAGCAUCACAAAGGAACUGCUUCACAGGCUGCCUUCUGUGAUGGCUACCAACCUCUCUGUCCCCUUAGCCUUCGCCUGCCUCUUGCAUUUGGCCAACGAGAAGAAUCUGAAGCUGGAGGGCACAGAGGACCUGUCUGAUGUCCUCGUGAAACAAGGCGACUGA
This is a messenger RNA of Leptosomus discolor (cuckoo roller), 1791 nucleotides long. RefSeq names its product non-SMC condensin I complex subunit H (gene NCAPH). Gene Ontology annotation, cellular component: condensin complex. NCBI's taxonomy places the organism in Eukaryota, Metazoa, Chordata, Aves, Leptosomiformes, Leptosomidae. Gene Ontology annotation, biological process: mitotic chromosome condensation. Gene Ontology annotation, molecular function: chromatin binding. The record is from RefSeq and is a predicted model, not a curated record.